Messenger RNA from Botrytis porri, 1761 nucleotides. RefSeq lists its product as uncharacterized. Gene Ontology annotation, biological process: protein phosphorylation. Gene Ontology annotation, molecular function: ATP binding; cyclin-dependent protein serine/threonine kinase activity. Bases 1 to 1761 code for a protein of 586 amino acids. Gene Ontology annotation, cellular component: nucleus. Lineage: Eukaryota; Fungi; Ascomycota; Leotiomycetes; Helotiales; Sclerotiniaceae. The record is from RefSeq and is a predicted model, not a curated record. The transcript has 2 exons.
AUGGCGACCCCAUCACGACCAGCGCCGCAUGCUACCAAUGGCAUCCACACUCCAGAACAUGCGCGCCAGCAUACUCGGGCGCAAAGUUCAUUUCGCGGCUGCUCCAGAAUUUCGGAUUAUGAGGUCAUGGGGAAAAUCGGAGAGGGUACAUUCGGAGAAGUACACAAAGCCAAAUCAAAAAAAACUGGCAUGGUUGUUGCUCUGAAAAAGAUCCUGAUGAUCAACGAGAAGGAUGGAUUUCCAAUCACAGCUCUUCGCGAAAUCAAAACCCUUAAACUCCUUUCGCACGAGAAUGUCUUGAGUCUAGAGGAGAUGGCCGUCGAGCACCCGCAGAAGAAUACCGAUAAGAAGAAGAAGGCCAUUAUGUACAUGGUCACUCCCUACUUCGACCACGACUUAUCAGGCCUCUUGAAGAACCCAAAUAUUCAUUUCACGGAACCACAAAUUAAGUGUUAUAUGCUGCAGCUACUCAAGGGGAUGGAAUUCAUUCACAACAACAACAUUCUUCACCGAGAUAUCAAAGCUGCAAACAUAUUGAUCAACAAUAAAGGUAUACUUCAAAUUGCCGAUUUUGGUCUGGCGCGACACUAUAAUGAGCCUGUGCCAGUCGCAGGAAAGGGGAAUGGAGAAGCAAAAGCGCAUUAUACUGUGGUGGUGGUUACAAGAUGGUACCGUCCCCCGGAACUUUUUUUGGAACUGCAAAAUUAUACUCCAGCGAUUGAUAUUUGGGGAGUCGGUUGUGUCUUUGGCGAAAUGUUCCUCGGAAAACCAAUUCUUCAAGGCGAGAGCGAGGAGCAGCAGCUUAAACUCAUUUUCGAUUUGUGUGGCACUCCUAACGAGGAAAACAUGCCUGGAUGGAGACUGUUACCCAAAGCUCAGGGACUCAACUUCAGCCCACCACGCCCUUCGACGUUAGCACAGAAAUUUCGAGAACAAGGCUCAGGAGCUAUUUCUUUAUUACAGGAAUUGCUUAAACUCGAUUGGAAGAAGCGCACCAACGCGAUCGAUGCAUUAAAACAUCCAUACUUCAAGAACUCUCCUUUACCGCUAGACCCGCACGACAUACCAAUUUUGGAAUCAUCACAUGAAUUCGAUUCAAAGCAGCAUCGGGGCCAAAAACAGGCCCCACCACCUCCUAAGGGAGGCGAUGUAGGCAUGGGACCGGAUCAGUGGGACCGAAAUGGAAGCGGGCAAGGAUAUGAUAACUACUCCAGUAAUCGAAGUCACCAAAACGGUCGCUACCCUCCCCCUCCUCCCACACAUGGUGGCUACAGAAAUAGUGGCCCACCGCAUCAGCAAUACGAUGACCGCAAACCAGCUUGGAGAAGAGACGAUCGAGGUUUACCACCACGACCACCACCGCCCACUGAUUUCGCUUACGAUGGUGGAAGAUCAGAUUCACAUGGUCACCGGUCCAGAUCUCAAGAUAUAGAUGGCCGUGGUCAUCGUGAUCGUGAUCACGCGUCUCUUCCUCGCAGUAGAGCUGGAGGCGGUGGUGGGAAUAUCGAUACGUAUAUCCCAAGUUAUAACACGAACAGACGACCAAGAGAUGACCGUCCGCCCCGAGAUGAUCGUCCGCUGCCACGAGAUGACCGUCGAGACGAUCGUCCACGACAUAGUAAUGGAACUAGACACGACUACGAUAAUCGAGGUUCCCGAGAACCUCGCGAUAGUCGUAGUCGUAGUCCCAAUCAUGAUCGUGGGCGAGAUCGAUACAGGGACCGAGAGCCGAUAGGAGAUCCUUAUGCGCAUCGUCGUUAA